AUUUCUGUAUUGACUGCUUGUUGCUAUUUGCUUCUUUCUUAGGGAUUUAUUUGGUAAUCGAUCCUUUAGUUAAAGAGUCUAGAUCAUUGGACUGGUUAGUCAUUUAAGCUGUUUAUAGUUUUUUAAGGAAAAAGCAGAUAUGGAUUCAAAUGGAGGUAUGAUGCUUGGCAUUCAGAGAGAAUCCUUGAAUAACAAUCCACUACUGAUAAGGUCAGAGCUGGGGAGACCGUUAAGGAGGUGCUUCACAUUGCCACCAGAAGAUUUUGUUUAUGGUAAAAGGAGUUUUGGUAAUGAAACAGGAGCAGCUGAUGCACUAUCUUCAUGGAAACCUUCGAACCAAAAAUUUCCCAACAGAAAUGCAUCAGCUCGUACAAGGGAUUUUAUCUCUUUAAAUAAAGCAGCAACACAAGCUGGUUUAGUCACUGCCCAGGAGCAUUCUCAGUACAGGGCAACACAUGAUGUGAAGAGAAAACCUUCAGCAAAGGAACAAAAUAUGAAACUGCCCAAAAGGCUACCACCAACAAUGGUCUUUGGUGUUCCAACACAGAGGACAGCAACACCUGUCUUUGAUUUACUUGAACACAGAUACCAAUCCAAGUGGUUGAAUGAAAGAAAACAAGCAGAACUUAAUAGUAGGAAAAAUAAUGAAACACAGACAAGGUCAGGAAGUGGAAAAGGAUAUUAUGAAACCAGAGCCUCUAUGAUGAGAAGACAUUCACCUCCAGUUGAUCCUCCUCCACUAUGGCAAAUGAGACGGUUCAAGAAGAUUCCUGGACAGUUAGAAACAUUUAGAUCAGACGGCGCUCGAGGCAAGGCAUUUUCGCAUCAUGCAACUGACUGUACCUCCAGAACAGGCGUAUUUGGACAUGGAAUAUAUGAAGGAGCAAAGAACUAAAAUUUUUAUUGAAUUGCUUAUUGCCCUAACUGUAUAUAAAAUUAAUGUAAUUUAAUGAUAUUUAUGUAAGAUUUUAUGACAAUUAGGUUUAAAUCGAUAACAAAGAUGAGAAAAAUGUCAGCUAGGUUCUGUCAAGAUAUUUUGUACUGAGAUUUGGAUGCUUCAUUCUUAUCAAAGUGUAUCAGAAAAAGCAAAGUCUCUUCUUGCAAACACUGUCAGAGCUCAGCGGUUUAAAGCCCACUUCAGAACUUUGAGUCAUUACUUUUCUUUCCUUUUUUAUAUCAGGGAAAGGGUGUGAAACUGGUUCUUAAUCCCGGUUUCCGAUUCCUUAACCAGUCCCUAAGUUUCCUAAGCAGAAAAUAUCAUCCUACAAUGCGAUAUCAAGCAUAUUCCAGUUUCGAUUCAAUAAAAACAAUUCAUCAAGCCAUUACCCUUCCUCCUUCCUUGAAAAAAUCAGCCUAAACUGGUCUUUGUUUUGUAUUUUUUUGUCAAAUGUUCAAUCUUUUGUGGAAUCUCUUUAAUGCCGUCUAUCGACAUUCUCCAAGGCCUUCCAUUUAAAUUUUUGCAUUUAAUAUUCCUCCCAUGAUGUUAAGGAACAGGGUUCAAUUUCUGCCUCUUUUAUGUUGCCAAAUAUAUCAGCUUCUCUUCCCCCUCAAAUGUAUCAAUUGUUGUAGCUUCCUUUAUCCAGCUAAUUUUCAAUCUUCUUGGAUAACACCAUGUUUCAAAUAUAUUAGUCCUCCGUGUUGCCCCCCCCCCCUAUUUUUCAUGUCUCACAGGCCCAUGUUGAGAAUGAAAUGAUAUAUGUUUUCAGUAACCUCUUCUAAGAUUUCAUAUUGAUAUUGCUUUUCAAGGGUUCCUUUGACUCCUGGAAUGAUUUCUUUGCUAUUCCAAAUCUCCUUUUUAUUCCCUAAAAGAGUUUAGCGUAUUCCUUAAUAAGUGUGCCAAGAUACUUAUAUAGCUUUAUUUGUUCUAAUGCUAUCUCAAUUGAUUUUAUUUCAACUUUC
Molecule: messenger RNA, 1899 nt
Organism: Rhopilema esculentum
Lineage: Eukaryota; Metazoa; Cnidaria; Scyphozoa; Rhizostomeae; Rhizostomatidae
Product: cilia- and flagella-associated protein 77
Source: RefSeq, a predicted model, not a curated record